This is a messenger RNA of Scleropages formosus (Asian bonytongue), 4739 nucleotides long. Its product is annotated as kiaa0930. The record is from RefSeq and is a predicted model, not a curated record. The coding region runs from base 815 to 2068 and encodes 417 amino acids. Lineage: Eukaryota; Metazoa; Chordata; Actinopteri; Osteoglossiformes; Osteoglossidae. The transcript has 10 exons.
CCCUAACAAAGGGGGAGCUACGUGUGUUUCGGUGUGCGCGCGCGCGCGAGCGCGAGAGUGUACCCCGAAGGACGCAGUCACGGCUCGCUGACGGACUCGGCGCUGCACAGAAGGCUCUUUUCUGCGGCCUUCGCCGCUCGCUACCGCGAAAAGGACAGGAGGAUGCGUGGCGGCCCGGCGCGCAGCAGCAGGCCCAGCGACUGUCUUGUAUCUGUCACCUGCACCGCGGGGCCGUCGCCGCCUUGUCGUCAUACUAGUGAUGCGGCCCGAACGGGCGCGCGUUCCCGGAGCUCUCACAGCGCACCUGAGGCGAUCCCCGCGGGCGGCUCCGCUCCUCUUAAAAGAGUUUUUUUGCGCUCGUAACUAGUUCCUUUUCGGCGUUAUUUCCGCCGAUGCGCAUUUUACGCCGAAUACUGUUACGGAAUUAGUUGAAAGGCGACGACCUGCUAACCGCUGAGACUCGGUCGGUGCCGGAGACCGGCUCGUCAGGACGGACACCUUACAGGAGCAACUCCUUUCUUGACCUCGUCCUCGACGAUAAUUAAUCGUCGUUAUUAAAUUAUCCACACUUCUUGGUUGGCAGUAGUAGGGAAGACGGACGAUAGAUACGUCCUUUGUUUUGGACUAGUCUAGUGUUGGACUACGCCUCCUCGGCAUCGACCUGUGCGGCUGUGUGUCGAGUGGCGGCCGCAGAAGGAGGCGAAGCCGCCGAAGAACGCCGCGGGUCGGUCCGUCCGUCGUCCUCGCGCCACCCCGCCGUGCUCGUCCCCGCCGCCGCCGUUCCCGUCCUCACUGACAUGCUCUCAGUGUGGCAAUGGCAUCCUUCCCGAGCAACUGCAAGCCCGACGGGAGCGCGGAGCGCACGGACGAGCUGGACCGCUCUUUGCAGCAGAUGCUGAAGGCCAUCGCGGACGAGCGCAACCGCCUCAGUGUGCGGCACGAGAUGAGCGGAUCCUUUAAGGAUGACAGGAUCGUGUUUUGGACGUGGAUGUUUUCCACGUACUUCAUGGAGAAGUGGGCCCCCCGGCAGGACGACAUGCUCUUCUAUGUGCGCCGCAGACCAGCUUACAACACAGACAGCGCUGAUGGGAAGAAGGUGGAAGUGGAGGUGUACAGGAGGGACUCUAAGAAGCUGCCUGGGCUGGGGGACCCCGAUAUUGACUGGGAGGAGAGCGUCUACCUGAACCUAAUCCUGCAGAAGUUGGACUACAUGGUCACGUGCGCUGUGUGCACACGCUCUGAGGCCGGGGACAUCCACAUCCACAAAAAGAAGUCACAGCAAGUGUUUGCCUCCCCCAGCAAACACCCCAUGGACAGCAAGGGGGAAGAAUCCAAGAUUAGCUACCCCAACAUCUUCUUCAUGAUUGACAACUUUGAAGAGGCUUUCGGGGACAUGACUGUGGGCGAGGGCGAAAUGGUCUGUGUGGAGCUCGUGGCCAGUGACAAGAGCAACACCUUCCAGGGCGUCAUCUUCCAGGGCUCGAUCCGCUACGAGGCCCUCAGGAAGGUCUACGACAACCGGGUGAGCGUGGCGGCCAAGAUGGCACAGAGAAUGUCCUUCGGCUUCUACAAGUACAACAACAUGGAGUUUGUGCGCAUGAAGGGCCCCCAGGGGAAGGGCCAUGCCGAGAUGGCCGUGAGUCGCGUGCCCACGGGGGACACCUCGCCCUGCGGCACGGAGGAGGAUUCCGACUCGCCGGCUCACGAGCGGGUGACCUCCUUCAGCACCCCACCUACCCCGGAGCGGAACCGGCCCUCCUUCUUCUCCCCAUCACUGCGACGCAAGGUGCCGCGUAGCUACAUCGCCGAGAUGAAGAAGUCGCACUCGGCUAACGACAGCGAGGAGUUCUACCGGGAGGAGGAGGGCGCAGACCUGCACAACGCCACCAACUUGCGCUCUCGCUCCCUAUCGGGCACGGGCCGCUCCCUGGUGGGCUCCUGGCUGAAACUGAAUAGGGCCGAGGACUACUUUCUGCUGUACGCCCACCUCACCUACGUUACGUUGCCCCUGCACCGCAUCACGACAGACAUUCUAGAAGUGAGACAGAAGCCCAUCCUGCUGACAUAGCGGGCGCUAGGAGUGCUGCCGACCGUGACCAAGUGCCUGCAUUCACCGGGCCCCUGGACAACACCACCACCUGGUGUCAGAGAACCAAACAUGGGAGGAGUGGAAAACCAGCCUAUAAGAAGUGCCUCUUCCUUCGCACCUGACACCUGUUAAUAAGGGCCGGCAGGCGGGAGGCGAUCUCCCAGCAUGCCGAGCCUCUCCAAGCAACCGCCAACAGCUUUCUGUCUGCUGUACUUGACCCGGAACUGAAGCAGCAUUUGCUGAAAUCCACCACUGUUUCCAUUUAAGUGUAAAGAAUCUGCAGCCCCCCGCAGAACAUUCCCUGUGUACAUUGCUGUUUUCUUUAGAGCUCUACAGACUUACCUGUUUAUUUAACGUGAUCAUGUGCGUUAAAAGGGAUCUGACCCCAGAAAGGCAGUCGGGGAUAAUGUGUGUGUUGUGGCCUUUGUUCUCCAGUAAUGGCCUUCUUUGUCUGCCUCUCCACACUAGUGUGCGGCGCGUCCCUACUCACUGUAUGAACUGCUUUCGCUGAGUGGGCCGAGAAGCGGACGGAGCAUUUACCGCACCCCUCGUGCUCCUCGUCCACUGUCUACAGCUCAAGGAGCGUACGCACCAAUGUUGACGGGCAUCAAGUGGGCGUGGUUGUCACGAGCAUGCUGUGGCAGCUUUUUUUCACAAACACCACAGCAUAUGGAGCACUGUUUGUGCAGGAGGAGCAGACGAUAAAAAUCCAGCAGAAUCCGGGACAGCGGCAGAGCUUACAGCACAAUCCCUCCACCUGUGCGUUGGGCUGUCCAACCAAGCCGGGUCCCUUUCGAACCCGCCCCGCAGCCAUGGCUUUACGCAUUCAUUCCCUGACCGGACCUUAAUCGCAACUCUUGAGCGAGAUACCAAAAACCAAUGAGACACUUGAAAUUGUACUGUGCUCUUUCCGCAGCCACUUGCACCUGUUGGGGCCCCUCGCAGGGAAAGGGAGAGAGACUUACCGUGUUUGCUGUAGGCACCCUCAGUCCCAGAGUCAGACAACAGAGUGUUUCCCAGUGAGCCUUAUUCUGUCUGCCUGUGCAGUGUGGAAGAGGUCCCUGCCUCACUCUGAAAGCUACAUUAACCAUAAGCGGCUUUCCUGAGCGCUGAUUUUGCGUCUCGAGCAUCUCCAGUGACUUUCAGGAAGCGGAGCACGGUGGAGAGCGGCCCUGGUCCUCGGUGCCGGAGCUCCUGUGCCAGGCGCUUGGCUGCAAGGUUCUUUGUGUUCAUCAUUCUCUAGAGGUGGACAGAGUGCCUUCAGGGUGAGACACCAACGUAGGCAUCUCACUGUGCGUGUGUGUGCGUGCUUGCGAGAGAGAGUGUGUAUGUCGACUGACACCAAAGCACAGCGCUACAGCACAACCACCGCAGCCCUACCACACAGUGUGGACAUCACACUAAUUUUAGUGUUCACCUCACUUUCCCUAAAAUCCAGUCAGCCUGUUCCACAUGAGCUGUGGAGAUUAGGGUGCAGCCAGUGCCUCGCUGCUCUCCUUGGUUACAGCAUCCGCGAGGGGAACAGGGGUGCUGUUAAAACACAUUUGGGAAGGACACUGGCACAGCAUUCCCCACUUUCUUUUUUCCCCCCCCAUAUUCAUUACUUAGCAUUUCCCUCUUUGGCCAGUUUAUUGUAGUGCUGGUAUAUGAAAAUGUUUAAUUUCUACUGCUUUUUUUGUGCUCAUACAAAUGCUUUCAGCUGCUUUUUAUACCAAGCAUCAAGUCCCUGUGCAUGUUAAGUUAGUCAAUUUUUUUCUGGACUUUGACUAUAUGGGUUAAUAAUUAAGCAAUCCAUUUCAUCUUUGUGGGUAGAUAAUGUUGUUACAUCCACCUGCAGAGCGCCAGUGCUGUCCUUUUUCCACCAGUAGAGAGUCAAAUGACCACUUGUUUAUCGGUCACUGGGCCAGGGGGAGGGGGGGCAGGCAGGCGCAAGUCCACUCAUUCUGUCUCAGAUAAUAAAGUACAAAUUAAACACAGUUGUACAAUUCUCUCUCCAAUUUAAUCACUGUGGCCAAACAAUGUAACUGACCCCAUGAGAUGUACCACAGUACAGACUGUGCACAGCAUCAGCGAGGAAGAAGAGGCGACACCCUUAGAAGUGGAUGUGCAAUGAUUUAUUGUACAAAGACGGCACCUUUGUGAGGGCCAGCGGCCACCUCCGCUCACACCAUACAAAGGACACUUGGAGAGUGAAGAACCGGGAGACGCACUACUGGACAACACCCACACCUGUUGCGCAGGUGCAUGUCAAAGGCUCGGUCACAACAUAGACUGGAGAGGAGCUGCACUGUCCGUCCCUGCCGCGGGGGCAGCUGGACAGUGUGUGGCCACCCAACACACCAAUAAAUACUCUCCCAUCUGUCAUUGCAGGAAACUACAGGAACAGUAAAAAAAUAGAUCUACGCUUUGAGUAGAACAGACAGCUGACAUCCAGGGCUACAGUAAAACCUGCUGUAAACUACACACACUUAAGUUUGCCUGAACUCAUACCAAAGAGGACUAAUACGGGCACCUGGGUCUGAUAAACAGCCAAUAAUAAAUUAGGUUCUGAUUGCUGAAGCAGUAUCUGAUCUGUUCAAAGUCUUACUGAAGAUUUUGUUUAUCCACUAAAAGCAUUAACAGGAGAAGGAAAAAAAAAAAAAAAAAAAAA